AUGGCGGUUAUCUAUCCGACCACUCGAUCGCAAGAAUCAAGCGUGCAUCAGAUCACCAAACGAAGCAACUGGGCGAGCAAGAAUCCAGGAGUGGUGCUGGUGUUUUGUAUCGUCUUUCUUGUCGGACUUGGGAUCGUCUCCCUCUUCAUCUACCGUCGUGUGUUACAAAAGAAAGCAGAGAAGGAAAAGUUCGAGACAACCGAGGCAUCCUAG
Molecule: messenger RNA, 213 nt
Organism: Penicillium longicatenatum
Lineage: Eukaryota; Fungi; Ascomycota; Eurotiomycetes; Eurotiales; Aspergillaceae
Exons: 1
Coding region: 1-213 (70 amino acids)
Source: RefSeq, a predicted model, not a curated record